Molecule: messenger RNA, 753 nt
Organism: Cornus florida
Lineage: Eukaryota; Viridiplantae; Streptophyta; Magnoliopsida; Cornales; Cornaceae
Product: EG45-like domain containing protein
Exons: 3
Coding region: 116-517 (133 amino acids)
Biological process (GO): systemic acquired resistance
Cellular component (GO): apoplast; cell wall
Source: RefSeq, a predicted model, not a curated record
UAAAUAAAAGCGGAGGCUGGCUUCGAGUUAGAGCAACUUCUAAGCAGCAGAAGAAAUUAACUAGUAAAUUCCUUGAGGUGUGUUUGUUAAGAGAAAAAAUUAAGAAAUUAUUAAAAUGGACGUUCAUAUUCGGUCUCUGAUGAUGGCGAGCUUAAUGAUGAUGAUGAUGAUGAUGAUGAUGAUAUUUGCAUAUGCCGACGAGGGAACUGCCACUUUCUAUGAUCCCCCUUAUACUCCGUCGGCGUGCUUUGGCAACCAGGACAACGGAAAGAUGAUUGCAGGAGCAAGCGAUGGCAUAUGGGAAAAUAGGGGUGCGUGUGGAAGAAAUUACAAAGUAAAAUGCAGUGGAGCUGCCAAUACUGAGCCCCAUCCAUGCCAGGGCACUAACACCAUAACUGUUAAAAUUGUUGAUUAUUGCACCGCAUGCAAUGGAACCAUCAAUCUUUCUCGAGAUGCAUUCUCCAUGAUCGCUAAGCUCCAAGCCGGCAAGAUCAAAAUUCAUUUUGACCGGGCCUAAAGUGGUACUUGAUUAAACGGCUUAGGGAAGGCUAGCUAGGCGAAGUCCGCAGAUGGAAUAGAAAUAAAAGAAAUAUUUCAUGGAAAUUUUUAUAUUUCCUGAAAAGAAUAAAUAAUGCUAAAGUGAUAUACUGUAUUGCAACAGUGUUAUAAUGUACGUACUCACUGAAGGAGAAAAAGAAAAGAAAUAAAUUCUGUAAUGUAUCAGUUAAUGAAAUAAAAAGAGAACCUUAUACA